AUGAACUCCAAGAGGGGGAGCCUUGCGCUGACCACUUUGGAGGCCAGUGGGCCUUUAGGGAGGAGGAAGCUGGGCGCGCUGGAGCAGCCGGAGGGAACAGCGGCGCCGCCGGAGCUGCUGACGUUGCCUGCCGUGGAAAGGGCAUGCUGCAGCAGCACUUGCAGCAGUAGUAGUACCCCGGGUGGAACCAAUGAAUCUGCAGGGAAAUGGGGCUCAACAGGCGCCCUUCUAGAGAGCCCCACCUCUCGAGGACAACGUUGCGAAGGCUGCCUCGGACCCUGUUGCAGCCGCUGCGAGGCAGACAGUAGCAAUCGCUGCAGCAGCAUAUGCAGUAGCCCCAUCUCCAGUGGUAGCUUAAAGUGGUGGGAAGUUCAGCAAAGUUGCAGCUGCAGCAACUGUUGCUGCAGCGUUACCAAAGAUAUGGCCUGCAGCACAGUCUGCAGCACCUCUAGCAGGCCACAGGAACGGCAGUCCUCCCUUGUAUACACUUCCACCGAGCCGACUGAGACCAGCAGCAACUGCAGCAAUGGCGACAACUGCAAGAAGAGCUGCAGCACCAACUGUAAGGGAGGCAGCCCCAGCUGCUGGGAGUACAGGUGGCGCGGGCGUAUGAAUCUCUUCCUCAAAAGGGCUGUUCUAGGUGAGCGGAAGAACAGCACAAGCGGGAACAGCACAAGGAGCACCAGCUACAGCGGCUGCUGCAGCGCUGCCAACCCGGGUGCUCCUGAAGCCACUAUCCACGAGCAGCAGCAUGACAAUGCGCCUAGUGGUCUGCUAAAGGGGGCAGCAGAACCUGCGCCCAGCAUGCAGGAGGCGGCGCAUGAAGGGGCCCCCUCAAAUGCGGCCCCUUUAGCGGCCUUCGCAAGCUCCUGGAAGGAUAUAAGAGUGCCAAGAGGACUGCAUGCUGAAGCUAGAUCUGACAGGUCUCAAGAGACAUCGGCAGCUGAGACUGGAAUAACCGCUGCUGUGGCCAAUCCAGAGUCGCAGCAGCCGGAGCAGCCGAAGCAGCAGCAGCCGCUGCUUCUGCUGAGGGCAGUCAAACAGCUCCGCAGCUGCACCCCGAAACCGGACAACAGCAAUACCUGCGGCGACAGCUCGGGCAUCGAUAACCUCGUCAGACAACCGCUUCGACCACUCCCAGUGGCCUACAGCAGCAGCUACAAUCGAGCAGAAGCAGGGGCGGUCACAUCAGAAACUGACUCAGCAGCUGCAAAAUUGUCGUCAGCAGCAGCGGCAACGCCAACCGCUACAGCAACGACACCGACAGCACUGCCCACAACGCCUGCAGCAGCAGCGACACCAACAACAGCUGCGACAACGCCAACGGCAGCAGCAGCAACACCAAUGGCCGCGUCGGUAACCCACACAGGAAGAAUAACAUCAACAGCAGCACAGGCCAUAGCAGGAGCAGCAUCAACAGCAGCAACCGCAACACCGCUGGCAGCAGCAGCUUCAACAAUUGCUGCAUCAACAACAGCAGCAAAAAUACUACCUGCAGCUCCAGCAGCAGCAGAAACCACGACAAAAGCAGCAGGGAACCGUCCUAGUGAGCCAUCGUUUUCGACCUCAAGUGGCGGCUCCGCUCCUGCGAUAUGCCAGCAAGCGGCUCUGCCGUGUGAGCCCCGUUUGUGUUACUGCCUGGAGCAUCUUCUAGCCGGUCUCUGUUGGGGUCCCCCUUGCCUGUGCGAGGCCCUUCAGGAUUCUGUCCGUUGGGGCUUUGGCGGCACCUGCACGGUAGAUAGACACCUCGUGAACCCGCAGCAAGAACUCGAGCUGCUGCUGCAGCGAGCAGCUGCUACGGCCCCUGUGGGAGCGGAGACAGCCCCACAAGCGACCCCCCCAAAGAAGACUGCCAGCGAUUUCACUGAGGGCCCGUGUGCUGCUCAGAAGUCUGGCGAGGGGGGUCUCUGGUCUCUGGCGGGGGAUUCCUUGCUGCCAAUGAGAAUCACGGUUUCAACUGCUGAAGGCGACAGCUUUGCAUGUGCCUCGUGGAGCCGAUCUGUACCGGAGGAGGGUUCUGUUCCGUUGCUAAGUGGGGUAGCCUUGACGCCUCCCCACCUGCAGUCGUGCUGUCCUAUCAGUGAUUGGGGGAGUCCCGCACAGCAAUGGGCGGUCCCCCAGAGGACUGACUUUGAUGGACCGGAGAGCAGCAGCAGCAAAAUGAGGUCGUGGAAUCAUACGUUGGUGAAGAAACGCGGGUAUGGGAUGGGCAGUUUUUACAACGAGGAGAAGGAAGAAUGCCGAUCAUACCUUGGGUUGUUUGCACCAUUGUUAGGAUUUGAGGGCCCCCCAAGGGGUGGCUCUCAAGUCCCGAGCCGUUACCCGCGGACAGCCUUGUGUGCAGACGCAUUUGUGUGCUCUGGGGUACAGUGGUUCGGGUCGUCUGAAGACGAGGCGGGGGAGAGCGGUGCUGAGGGUGGAGGGAGUUCGUUUCUUCCUUUGGCUAGCUGCAGCGCCCGAUUCUGUGGGGGAAAAACGCUGGAGGCCGGAAAGCUCUACAUCCGGGAGGGGAGACGCAGGCGAGAUGGAGGGGUAAGAGACAGAAACAAAAUGGCUGACGGACUUCGAAGUGUUAGGGACUCUGGCAACAGCAUGCUUUAUGCCUCCAGCAAAAGAAACGCUGGAGCAACCUUCUGUUUAAGGGCCAACGCACAUCAACAACUACCUUCCCCCACAGGCGGACCUGCAACCGCUCAAGGUGCAGGCUGGGGAGAUAUCCGGGAACCAGAUCGAUCAGGAAAGUUCACUGGAGGCCCCGAGGGCACAUCGGGCUGCGGCGGUAGCCGCUGGAGGGACGGAGGGAGGGAAGAAUCAAAUGAUGCAGUCUGCAGCAGCAGCAGCAGCACUCAUCAAACAGUGUUGGAAAUUGCCGCUGUACCUGUGAGGACCAGGAAAGGGUUUAGGAAGCCCCUUCCUCUGCCACCUGAGAUGCUAGCAGCCAUUGCUGCAGCGGGGCCCCGUCGACCCGUGGAACCCGUGCUGCAAUACGAUGGAGAGAGCAGAGAAUGGAGAGUCUUCUGGAUGGAGGAACCCCAAGCGAGAUAUAAGGUGUUCCAGUCCAAAAAAUUUGGGAAAGAAAGGGCCCAGCAACUCGCCCUGGAGUGGCUGCACCGGGCUAAGGCAGGCGCUAUACACGGAUCCGGGAGAGGCCAACGGGUGGGGGGCCCGUCGGCGUACAGGUUCAAGCGAGGUAGACACGAAGGGCCGCCACUAGCCACCGAAUACAAACAUAGCAGCCCUGAAACCCUCCAACUAUCUACCCCCCACUCCGCUCUGGAACUGUCCCCUUAG
Eimeria maxima is the source of this 3291-nucleotide messenger RNA. RefSeq lists its product as hypothetical. The record is from RefSeq and is a predicted model, not a curated record. The transcript is spliced from 3 exons. The coding region runs from base 1 to 3291 and encodes 1096 amino acids. NCBI's taxonomy places the organism in Eukaryota, Apicomplexa, Conoidasida, Eucoccidiorida, Eimeriidae.